Symbiodinium necroappetens is the source of this 741-nucleotide messenger RNA. The record is from the annotation of a GenBank genome assembly. NCBI's taxonomy places the organism in Eukaryota, Dinophyceae, Suessiales, Symbiodiniaceae.
AUGGUGGUCAUCAACGUCUCCUCGCCCAGACAGGCUUCCGAAACUAAGCAAUUGAGGCUGCUAGCGCUGCAUGGGCACGGCGGCAGACACCGCCAGUUCUGUGAAUCGAUAGAAGAGUUCUUGCAAAGCAUACUGGCCAGCCACAUGCAAGAGCCAAGCUUGGCCAUUGAGUGCCGAUGCAUUGCCGCACCAUAUCCGGAACGGCGUGAAAGACACAUGUGGUGGAGGUACGAUGAGGGUGGCAGCGGCGACCGACCGGUAGACUGGGCCGAAAUGGAGAAGUCGCUCACAAAGAUCGCAGAAGAGCUUGAGGGCGCAUGCCCUGCCUAUGAUGGCGUCCUGGGAUUUUCGCAGGGUGCGGAGAUGGUGCACUCGAUCGCUUUGCUGCAUCACCGGGGUGAUCCUCGAUUUCUUGGGGCGUUCAUGCCGCGUUUCGUGGUGAGCUUCAGUGGCGCCGUGAAUCCGGGCCACUUUGAGUCUGUAGGUGGCAUGUUUUUGCCACGCGACUUCCCUGCACCCUACCUGGGCCCACAGGGCACAGUGGAUAUGCCGUGCUUGUUCAUAGGGGACUAUGCCACGGAUGGGUGGUACUCAUCUUCGCGUUUUGAGAGCACUACCCGCCUCUACUCCCAAGCAUGUGUACUUCGGCAUGAUCAGAGGCAUCGUUUGCCAAAGCUGUCUGACACAAGUGCUGCACAAGAGGUGCGGCGCUUCCUGGCUCGAUUUGCGAGACAAAGAUAG